UUAUUAGAUGACAUAAUCAAAGAACAGAGAAAGCUGAAAAAGAAAGCACAAAAGGCCAAGACACAGCAGCAGCUGCCGAGAAAAGGAACUCAACAACGACAAGGCAAGAAACAAGUUAAUCAGAAGCAAGGAAAACGUGUUGCUGUGAAACAGAACAAUCGGCAGAGACAGCAAGGGUCAGGCCAAGGUGCUCAAGGAAGAAAAAGAGGAUUAACUAGGAAACAGAGCAACCAGUCUGCACAGCAGAGAAAAGGUGCACAGGUCAACCAGUCUGGUCCCAAGGGUAUUAACAAAAGAAGGCAGAAUACUGGUGGCCCUAACAAGGGGACUGGAGCCCCAAGAGCUGCUGCUAACCGGCUAAGGAGCAAACAGGGAAUAAUCCAGAAGGUAAUAUUAGCCUACAUGGGCAAUUAACUUUAUGUCUGAACAGUGUUUAAAGGAUUUAAGAUUUCUUUAAAACCUUCUCUUAAAGGCUGACAGAUAAGUAAAAAAUAAUCUAACUGUUCAUCCACUCCACAAAUAGAAUCACAAAGUGAGUCUUUUUGUAGAAGUAGAACAUGAUACAUUUUGGCAUCAAAUGGAAACUUGGAAAAAUCCAAACCCCAGAUGGCUCAGAAUGUUUUCAAGUUUUCAAGUUUCCUUUGAUGCAAAAAACAUAUCAUGUUCUAAAUACAGAAUCCUUUAUUUAUUUCUCCAACUGGAAAAAACCCGAUCUCAAUCAACAACUUACCUGUAAUUGUGUUAACUUAACACUUGCACUGUAAGCUUUGCAUUGCCUUGCAUUGUGACCUCUCUAGAAUUGCCUUUCAUUUACUGAUUUCUUGACCAUUUGUUCUCCAAUUCAUGUUUGGACUUUAUAAGUGGUAAGUGAAAAAAUAUUAUUAUCAAUCUUUAAUGCUGGGUGUUCUUCAUACAUUUACAGGGUAAGAGAAUUCUGUCCAAAGCGAAACAGGUUCAACUCAACAGACUACCACUAAACAGACAGAACAGGCAAACACAACAGAAAGAUGCCAGGCUGAAUAUUUUAAACAAGAGAAGAGGAUUACAGGUUUGACUUAAGUAAACUUUGAAGCAAAAUAAGGUGUUUUGUUCACUUUUCACGUCAGCAGGUUAACAGCAAACUCUGAAAUUUAAAGGCCAGCUUACAAUAAUAAUAUUGCGGCCAAUCAUCAUAAUGAUCACAAGCAGUCAACCUUGAUACACAGAAACACAAAAUGGAUAGAAAUCCACCAAUCAAAGAGAAAAAAAGGCAUAAACUAUGACGAUUGACAGCAACAAAGAAUGCAAAUGUCAAAUGGGGAUCAUUGUUGAAGAUAACAAUAAUCUUUUCUCAAAUUAAACCAGAAUUUUAAAGUCUCCAAAGAUUAAUUAGGGACAGGAAACUAAGGAAAUUUCAAGUCAAACUAGGUUAGACCACAACAUUUUGCGUUGUCAUCAUAGCUGUGUCUUUUUGGUGUGAAUAAGAACUGGUAAAUUGUUUUAUUUUUUAAAAAAAGUAACAUGUUAUAUUGUAUUAUCAAUAUAGGGACCAGUGAAAGGAAAAAGACCAAACAAGGCUCAAAAUGCUGAUACCUCCAAACUCCAAAGAAUAAACAGGUACUGACUUUGUUUAGUGUCAGUAAUAACUUAAAUAUUGCUGGUUUGUUUUACUGUAAAUAAAUAUAACAGCUAAUUAUGUGCAAAACAAAAACCCAUUUCUAUUUGGUUUUUACAGGAGAGGAAAUGCAUCUCCUCAGCUUACUGUCUCCAUAAACAAUCCACGCGUAAGGUUGGUAGUUAUUAAAAUACACUGGUCUAUCUAGGUCUUGAAUGACAACCGAUCCAUUGUUUGGAAGGCUUGUGCCGGCCAAUUUGAAGACCCAUUAUCUGUAUGCAGGGUUGUCAAAAGUAGCCGGCUUCCGGCAAAAAUCUCCGCCUACUUGGUUAGUAUCAGCCGGCUACUCUGCUUUGUAUUUCUUUACAGAGGGCUUUUUUUAAAUUAAUAUAUCCCUGGGCUGGCCGCUUACUUUGAAAACUCAGCCGUCUACUUCAAAACUGUCUGACAACCCUGUUAAGGCCACCUUUUUAGGUUCAGUUGUUCAUGGUAUUACCACUAUGUAGCAGUGGUAUAAAUAUGACAUAAAUUAUCAAUAAUGAUUGACAUUCUUAGGAUAACAAGAACUCCACAGUGGGAACAAGUAACAAACCAACUCACAAAUCAGAGCAGGAGUAGAAGAUGGAGAGGAAACAAAGCAUCUGUUGAUACAGGGGAUCUGAGAAUUUCAGUCCCAAAUAAUUUACACCAAGUAAGUUUGUUCAAAAUUAUUUGGCUCAGAACAUGGGUUGCCAACCAAUGCUUGCAAACCUCCAAAGAGGUACAUUGAAAGUUAGAAGUAUUUGGAAAGGGAUGUGCUGCUGGAACCUUGGAACCUUAGCUCACUAGAUCUGGUUUGGCUGAAUUUUGCCAGUCUAAACUAGACUAAAUUCCCAAAUCUAGAAGUAUCCUAAAAUUGGUAUUUUCCAGAAAUUACUGAGAUGGACUUUCUUUGCUAUUAAACUGAGUUGCAUGUAAAUUAAGAUGUGGACCUUUUGCACUCUUGGUUAGCAUAAGAGCCUAAAUUUGUUGGUAAAUUGUCUCCAUAGAUUUCCAUAAAUUUUUUCUCCAUUGAUGUGGCGUCAAAAAAUUUUAAAAAGAAAAAUGGCCUUACCGGUACUUACGGUUGAUGUGCAUCACUCAGGAAGACCUUUAGUUAAGCUUCCUUAUAAUAUUAUUUAACCCACGUUGUGGUUUUACCUUCAGCCUCUGAAAACACUUUAUGCUGCUGGUUUUAAGUCCCAUACGGAAGACUCAGCUUUUGGCAAGGUACGAACACAAAGAUUACAUGUACUUAGCUGGAUCAGCCUGGUGCCAUUAAUUAAGUUAGAUGAUGGUGGUAGAGGACAGAGGGUGGGGGCCUAGCCUGAGUAUCAGGCCUUCCUAAGGGGUUGGGGGAGAGGAGAUUUUAUAUUUUGGCUUUCAUCUUUGCCCUUUUCCCCCAGAAACGCCUGAUACUCAGGCUAGUGGGGACCUAGGAGAUAAGGGGACGGGAGAGAUUCAAAAGGUAGGAGACGAUAGGGAGAGGUGGGAGGGUAGGUAGUACGUGAAAUAGCAGGGAAUUAUGCAAUAUUUCAAUGUUGAAAAGGGGCUAAAAAAAGACACUCAAGAAAAAGGUAGUGAAAGCUGAUCGUGAAAAGUAUGGAAAAAGGACAUGUGGACGCCCCUGCCCCCCCCCUCCCCUCCGUCCUUUCCCCUAUGAUAAGAUAAGUCUCGAAAAGAAAUUUGUGAUGCUCUGAAAUUAAAAUGACUUCACCAUCCUUCCCCUCCACAUAUAACAAUAAAAUAAAAUAAGGCAAUAGUCUGUUGACAGGUUUUUGUAGACUUAAAAAUAUAAGAAAGUGCUCCAUAAUCAAACUAAUGGAAAAAGUCCCAAAUUUUGUAUUGUUACAUGUGUAAGCAUGUUUUCAGAGUGAGAUGGUGUUUUUAUUUAUCAAUAAAAUCAUUUCAUUCACAGAGUCAAAAGUUAGAAUCACAAGCUCAGUUGCUAUAAAACCAGGCAUAAUCUUCAUGAUGAAUACCAUUAGCUAGUCUUGCCUAAUUGACAAAAAAAAUUGUGAAGAAAUUUUCUAUACAUUGGUUUUUAUUUCUCUCUUGUUUUUUGUUUUGUUUUGUCUUUCCUUGCAGACGUUUGCUACACUUGAUGAAAGGUUCUCCAGCAUACCACAAACCCGUCGAGUUGGAACGAUAUUCAUUGAUUAAGUCUUUCACUUAGUAAUGUUGGUCAGUUAAAAAAAAAGGAAAAAAAACCAAUCAAACCACAUUAUUAAAAAAGUGAAAAAAAUGAAGGAGUCUGUUAAGUACUCAUAGGCUAUCUAUUUGGGAGUUAUUAACACUGUAUGUUAAAAAAAAAACUGUACCUAAGAGAGUUGAACUUACUGCUCAACAACUGCUCAGCAACGUUCAUUUGUAAUUAGUUGUCACACCUCAGGAUUUCAUCUGUGAAGCCAACAUUUAAAACCACUCUAUGUAGUUUGGGGAGUAAAGCCCUUUACCAAACGGUUGAAUUUGUUAAGUUAUUUUAUGUUUAAAACAAUUUUAAUUGAAUUUAAUAUUUUAUGAUCAAACAGGUAAUUUUAAUGAACAUUAAAAUAGCCAGUAAAAACAUAUUGAGUGGAGUGUAUUGUUCCUGGGCAUUUUAAGACUGUUGUUACUGGGCCAUUGCAGCUAAAUCAGAAAUAAAACACAAACAGGGGUGAUCUGCUUGAUUAUAAAUGCAUACAUUUUUAAAAGAACUUGACGUUUUG
This is a messenger RNA of Porites lobata, 4320 nucleotides long. The record is from the annotation of a GenBank genome assembly. Lineage: Eukaryota; Metazoa; Cnidaria; Anthozoa; Scleractinia; Poritidae.